Messenger RNA from Aspergillus fijiensis CBS 313.89, 578 nucleotides. RefSeq lists its product as uncharacterized. The coding region runs from base 245 to 442 and encodes 65 amino acids. The transcript has a single exon. The record is from RefSeq and is a predicted model, not a curated record. NCBI's taxonomy places the organism in Eukaryota, Fungi, Ascomycota, Eurotiomycetes, Eurotiales, Aspergillaceae.
UCUCAAUCCUGAAUCGGUCAUGUCAUGUGGCUGCGAGUGUGCUUACAUUGUCAACUUAUCAAGUCGAAUUAUCGAAGCCCAACCGACGUCAUCGCGUUGCCUGCAACUAUAGAAAAGCCCGCUUGUCUCUGGCCGCCUCUUUCGUUGCAACUGUUUAAGAUCUCCCCAGAAUCAUCCAACUGUUCUCUAUCCUCACUAUACAUCUAUUCCUCACUAAGUCAAGCUAAACACGUUACUCAUCACGAUGCCUGUCAUCCCCGAGCCUGCUAGCUUCCCUACUGCCCACGGCAGUAACAACGAUAGCCCUUCCAACUCCUCGGAGCAGAGAGACCCUGGCCAGGAUACAAAGAAAGCCUCGAUGCUCGAUCACCUGUCAAAGGGCCCUCAGAUCCCGGACAGUGAGUCUGGAGUUUUCUUACUGCUGAACAGUUCUCCUCAUUGACCCUGCUUUCUCAGACAUGCCACCUAAAGCAACAAAGGAAGAGAUUGAGGCGCGUAAGAAGGAGCUGAACCAGUGAUUGUUCCGGACAUCUCAGAUGGUCACCUACUUUCAUAUUUCAAUUGUAUUAAUCAUGAGA